Rotaria sp. Silwood1 is the source of this 324-nucleotide messenger RNA. The record is from the annotation of a GenBank genome assembly. NCBI's taxonomy places the organism in Eukaryota, Metazoa, Rotifera, Eurotatoria, Philodinida, Philodinidae.
AUGAAGUGGAUGAAAGGCGCCAAAGAAGGAAUUGUUGUGGCUGGUGGUCGAGAUGAAGGCAAUGCUUUCAACCAAUUGUCCAGUCCAAAGGGAGUGUUCACUGACCCGAUGGGCAGAAUCUACGUCGCAGAUGGAGGAAAUCAUCGAGUAAUGCGUUGGUACAAUGGAGCAACACAGGGAACUAUGAUUAUUGGUGGGAAGCGUCGGGGACAACAAGAAGACCGACUAGCUGAUCCUGAAGGUUUGUCAUUCGAUCGAUACGGCAAUAUGUAUGUGGUCGACUGGGGAAAUCAUCGAGUUCAACGAUAUUCAAUUGAAAAAUAA